GUAGAUAAAUAUCACAACGCGCCAUUGUUUAAAAGGUAUAAAUCUUACUUUUUCAUAAAUCAUGUUAACAUAUUAUCUGUAUGAUAAUAUUUUUCAACAAAUACCUGUCCCAGUUAUGCACAAUCAUUACCUUCACUUCAGUCUUCCAAAAAAAAAAAAAAAAUCAUAAAAUAAGUUAACGAGCACAACAACUUCUACGCGUUCAGAUUUCCACGAGAAUACUUAAAGGAGGUAAAAAAAACCAAAAAAAAAACCGAUAUGAUUAAGAUGCCAAAUCUGACUUCUUAAGAACCGUGGCAAAAUACAAAAUUACACGCAGGUUUUAAAAAGCCAUGUCUUUGCACCAAAAGAUUGUACUCGCUCUCCAUCUGCUGUAGAGAAAACGCCAGUGUCGCGCGCUUCGGAGUCCCACCUCGCGCCGCCGCUUGGCGUCUCCAGCCGUCGUCAUCUGCAAAUGCACAGUUCUUAUCUUGGUCUGCAGGCAGCUUGCUUGUCGGAGACUGUUAACAAACGGCAUUGUCUACUAAAAAGUCAGAGUACAAAAGUGUUUACACGCGACUGAGGAGGGCGAGAGAGGGGGGUGCUGUUGCAUAUAUAUGGCCCAUUGAAGCAACAGUAGCAUGAUCACUAAGAGAACAGCCCGAGGGAGAAGCGCUCGAGCUCAAUUUCAGCUAUACAGAAGCGGGUUUUUAUUUUAACAAUUAUUAUUUUGCAUUUUAGUUUAUCGGGUUGCUGUCAUCUACACUGUAUAUGGAAUAUAAUUUUUGGAACACAAAAGAACAAAAGAAGAUAACACUUAAACUGAAGUUCAAAAUGGAAUUACGCGUACUUAUCUCAGUGAUACCGAUCAUUGUCUCUGGGUUUUUACAAACAGUGACUUCAGUAUCGAUGAGUCAGGAGACAGAGCCGGUGGCCACCGCGCGACCUUCCACGCGCCACAUCAGGACAAAGCGCUGCUCCUGCGCUACGUUCUUGGACAAGGAGUGCGUCUAUUUCUGUCAUCUCGACAUCAUAUGGGUCAACACGCCAGAACGCACAGUAUCCUACGGUCUGGGAAGUGCUCCUAGAAAGAAGCGGUCGCUCGAGAAGCCCUUGCCGCUCACGCGCACACAGCAGAAAAGACGCUGCCAGUGCGCGGAUAAAGAAGACAGCACGUGCUUGAUGUUCUGUCAAAAAGAUAACACACCGACUCGGUUGCGGGCAGCGAGUGCUCCAGCCCAGGGCCAUGGAUGCGCCGCGUGGCAGUGCUUGUACGACCUGGCAGCCAACAAGGGGGGGAUUAACAGGGCAAACGUCGGCAACCUGAGAAUCGGGACCUCCUCGGCCCUGAGGAGCGUGUGGAGGGCGAUAGGUUUGCGCCGGGCGCGGGCGCGUGGACGGGGGCGGGGACGGGUUAGAACGGGCGGGAACACGGCCUGAGUCCUGUCCUCCCCCCCCCCCCCCCCACCCCCUGUCCCGCUACCGAAAGGGACACGGAGACCUUUGCGAAAGGGGAGGUUUGGCACAAUGGACCAACGAGCGGAAGACCCCCUCCCUUCUGGUAGACAUCUCAGGACGGUCCACACAGCGACGCCCCUCAGAGGAUGGAGCAGGAGCGGGGGCGGGGCGGGGCGGGGGGUGGGGGGGUUGUAGCAGGACGAAAGCUCCAUCGCCUCAAGGUCGCUCCAUCGCCUCAAGGUCGCUCCAUCGCCUCAAGGUCACGUGCACAGAGUUAAAUGGAUGUGUGGCACAGGACCUACAGUUCAGGACCUAAACGCCUCUCUCUCUCUCCCACCAAGUCGUCCAGUAGCAUUUACCCAUCAAACCCCCCACCCGCGGAAAUUUUAAAGCUACCUCUCCCGUGUCCUGCCGCAAGUCAGAAGCACCCUUCCUCAGUCGCCCCCUUUUUUCUUCGAACUUCGCAGCGGUCGGAAUUCGCGAAUAAAUCGCAAAAAGUUACUGAAAAUGAGAACAUUCAGAAGCAUGGAGAUAAGCGAAGACUGUAACCUAAGAAGAUGAUUGGCCGCACAUUCUCUUGUCCAUGAGACUCAGCUCCCACUGGGAACUGACUAUUUCCUAUAAGGCAACAGAAUGAAAUGUCUCUCUCUGGAUGUAAAAGAGAUGAAAACCCACAGGCCUAUUAUAUAUAUAUAAGCCAGUUUCGGGGACUUUUCUUCCAUGGUUUUGGGGUUCACCAUUUUAGCCUCGAAGAUUCCACCAUUAUGAAUGUCCAUUCCAACAUGGGACAGAGGGUUUUUUUGUAUUUUUCUUUUGUAUAAAAUACAUAUGACCUUUCUAUACACAUUGUAUAAUGACAGUUAUGUAAGAUGACAAUUAUAUGUUACUGCAAAUUCCUUUGUCCUUCAGCAGGUUAAUCUAUCCAUGUUAAAUAUGUAUUGUAACUUGGCCACAUUGGUCUGUGACUUUCGCCGUCUGUCAUUUCUGUGAAAUGGUUCAUCAGAAUAAUGCCACGAAAAAGGCAUACAGUAAUAUGAAAUAAAAACAACUGCCUAUUUAAACUACA
Molecule: messenger RNA, 2503 nt
Organism: Anguilla anguilla (European eel)
Lineage: Eukaryota; Metazoa; Chordata; Actinopteri; Anguilliformes; Anguillidae
Gene: edn1
Product: endothelin 1
Exons: 5
Coding region: 751-1419 (222 amino acids)
Biological process (GO): regulation of vasoconstriction; intracellular calcium ion homeostasis; regulation of systemic arterial blood pressure by endothelin
Cellular component (GO): extracellular region
Molecular function (GO): hormone activity; endothelin B receptor binding; endothelin A receptor binding
Source: RefSeq, a predicted model, not a curated record